CUCAAAUCCACCUGUCCGGUCGAGGAGUCGCCGUGACAGGAGCCGCAGCACAGCAGCAACUGCUGAGAGGCCCAGGCGUAGGGUGACAUUGCCGGGGACAUCCACCAGGAGCAACCGCUCCCGCCAGCGACGUCAGGCCUCAACUCAGGCCUCGAAAAUCAGCAUGUAGCGUCAUCUUUUCUUUCUAGUCCGUCUGUUCUCUGCCGUAAGUGAAGGUGAGGAAGCUCAAUACAGGGACCUUGAGAUUUGCAGGUCUCUGAGAAAAGUGUAUUAACUCUUGACAUUGCUAUUGGCAGGAAUCUGUGCUAAAUACCUGAUUGCUGUGUUGCCACCUAUUAAGUGAAAAGUCACUUAAGGGGGUGGCUAAUUAAAAAGGACACUUGUUCCUGCCUUUAGACUCAAACCUCAGAUGUUUCCCCACUGCUUACCCUUGAAAGUGAACCACUCCUUAGUGGGCUUGGAUACGUUUAGGGAGACAGAAGAGCAAGGUGGCUCUUAGGGAAGCUGUCUUUGGAAAGGACAUGUGCUGUGUUGCUAUCCUUAAGCAAUCUGAUUUCAGGAAAGCCAAAAGGAAGAAGAAAGAAGAGAGUGAGACACUGCCUCAAGUGUCUGAAGACAUCGAUUACGACAUUGCUGCUGAUUUAAAAGACUUGUUUGGACCUUCAAAGAACAAACCAGAAAACGCUGAGGACAUACCCUUGGGACAAAGAGGAUGCGCAGGACUCUGUCCCAGCUGACCAUCUGGGACCUUUGCCUGCGAACGACGUAGCUCAGGAGUCGAGUGCUUUCACUUUUCCUUCUUUGGAGACACACAGGAGUCGGGCAUGAAAGAAGAGCCUUACAUACUUGGACCAAUAAAACCGGUGAAAGUCACAUGGCAAGAGGAUCCACGUUUCCAAGACAGCAGUUCUGAGAGUGAUGAUGAGCCUGAACCAUCAGAAAUUGGAAAGGACCAAGAAAUGCAAGUUCCAUUUGUAUUUGUUCUCUCCUUGGUUGUCGUAGUUGGAUGCUGUGGGCAUAUUAAGAGCAGCACUCAGGAAACGGGAAACGGACAUUGCACACCUCUGAGCAGUGAAAGUCAUCUUGGAAAACCGUCUGUGCUGCACCGAGUCAAAACUCCCAGCAGCCCAUUUGAUGUGAAGCUGAAUAUGAAGAGAGAGAAGUUGAGCACAAGAAAUUAACUGGGUCGUUUUGGUUUGACCAAACCCAAACUGAGUUUGGCCAAAAGCCAAAGACACAGUCAGUUUUCUUUUAAAAAGUGGGGUUUUUAUAGAAGGCUCUGUUUGGUUACUGUGGAGUAAAGCUCUUCAAUGUUUACCAUUUCUCUGAAGCGCUGCAGCUCUAACUCGUGUUCAUGGAAUUUGAUAGUGCCUUUUAGGAUGCUAAAAUCCCUUUGUACUUGUCUAGGUUUCUUUCUUUACCACACACGGAAAGUGCUAGAGUCUUCUUCUUCUCCAAAGAUGAUGAACGCCUAAGAGGUACAACAGAACUUAUUCACCCCUUUUGUAUUUUUUUCCUUUUAAACUCUUACUGGAAUUCAGUGAGGAAAAAAUGCUGCCCGCUUAUGAAUGGUUUGUAGUCAACAUUUGCCACCCUUACUUGGGGUCUAGGUUGUGCUAGAAGCCCGUGAGGAAGUCCUGGCAAAAUAAAGGCUGAGCAGCUGUCUGGCUUUCUUUUCUUUCAGAUAAUUGCCUAAUAGGUAUCUGGACUUUUGGAGCUUACCAAAAAAAUAGUCACUGGACAAGUUGCCUAGACAUUUCAGACCCUUUCAGGUAUGUAUAUCAUCUUUAACUUUUUCUUGUCUUUCUGCUGUUAUCAUUAAGAACGUUGAGUAUUCUUAUCAGCCACAUAUGCCCGUGGGGUUCUUUGUCCUCCUGAAUCUCGGUUUUUCUCUUCUGAAUCCAGUGAAUUUUGUACUAAAAACCAAGGAAAACAACAGUCAAAGAAAACAUACGCAGCCCUAAACAUUCCACAGGCCACCAAAACAAUGGCUUGUUACAUUUGAUAGAACACAGUUUUAGGACAGCCUUAAAGGAUGUUUGUUUCUUGAGACCUACUAGAUAACUGUGAUGCAACGAGCUGAUGUGUUCAUACAGUUACUGUCCUGCGUGCUUCCAGCCUGUCUGAUUUACAGCGCGUGUUAAAAUGGGGAUCUCAGUCGUCAGCAGCCAUCAGUUUUGGGGGGAGAUGUGGGAUCCUGGUGUUGAGCUUUUCCUGGAGCAGCUGCUAUUUCACUGCAAUCUAGAUUUCAGCAUGUUCAGGAAAACUGCUGCUGCCUUUCAUUUCUCGCAGUACACGCGGCUGUAACACCGAACAUUUCUGUCGGAGCUCACGUGUGGUGGUGGGGGGAAGCGAAUGGGAAGGAUGUGGAGAAUAGAGCUGCUGACUUUACUGCUGUGUUGCUCAUGAGUGAUCCAAGCAGCAGCAUCAUCAGAAGUGUUUAACCCUUAUAAUUGGUUCUUUGUUUUGUGCAGAGGGCCCAAAGUUAUUUUGUAGAUCAGUAGAGCUCAGUGAAGAAAAAGAGGGUUGGGAAGACAGACGUAGAUUAUUGCUUGAGGUGAGUAUGAAACGUCUGUUCCCUGGUAACUGUGGCUGAAAGCUGAGCACGAGGAGGGAAGAGGGCUAUGAAUCUGCAUGAGAAAUUAAUUCAGGACCUCAACAAGAGCCUGAAACUUUGUAAUUACCAGAGAACAAAAGUGGUUUAGUAUACUGGUGUGUAUAACAUCAGGUUGUGAUGUCACUCAGGUAAACCACUAAAUCUCUGCACGUUACGGGACAGGACCAGAGACUUAACUGUACAUAGAGAAAGUGUUCAAGAGAAACAGUGAGUUCAGAGACUUCUCCUAAUAGUGGAUUCAGAAACUUCUCCUAAUAAUACGUUGGAUUUUCACCAUUUUCUGGAAUGCCGAAGGAAGCAUAAGGACGCCAAAAGAAAAGUGAAAGCAAACCAAUAAAUCUUCUUUUACUGAUGAGAAGCGUGUCAUGUUUCUUCCUUGAAGAAGUUGCAAACCAAUGUUACUUUGGAAAUCCUUUCCAAGAUCUAAUAGGAAAAACUUUUGGCCAAAACUGUCAGCCUGUGUUUCUGAAUAGGAAUACGUGUCCUGUGUCAAUUCAAGAGGGAGAGGACGAGCGCCUGGAGAAGGUCGCGGUGUUCCUGCACGGGGACUCAUCGCAGACCAGAACCAUGGCAGAAGGGAAGCAGGAGGCCUCUGAUGCCAGGGAGCCAGCAUGCCUGCUGUGCCGCCGCGCAGAGGCUGACCCGGACAUCUGCGGCGACAAACAGGAGAAGCACGGGCUCUGUGCCCACAUCUUCUGCCUGAAUUUCGCCAGCCUCAUUUUUCGACAAGACGAUGAUCAGACCGGAUUCACGGGCUGUCGCCCUCGCGAUAUCCAACUUGCAGUCAGCCGGGCAGCUCAGGAGCACUGCUGCGUCUGUGGGGAGACUGGGGCCACCAUCAUGUGCUGUCAGGAAGACUGCGACAGAUGGUUCCACCUGCCCUGUGCCAAGGAGGGUCACUGUGUGACUCAGUACAUAACCCCAUACAGCUCCUACUGCCCUGAGCACUGCCCAGAACAGGAUGUGAGGGCGAUUCCGGAGCCAGGCACCGAAUGCCCCAUCUGCAUGGAGCCUGUGGAGGAGAGAAAGAGCUACACAACACUGGUGUGCCCAGCGUGCAAAAAGGCCUGGUUCCACAGGGACUGCAUCCAGGGACAGGCCUUGCGCGCUGGUGCAUUGUACUUCCAGUGCCCCCUCUGCAGAGACGAUGAUGAGUUUGCUGUCCAAAUGUUCGUCAUGGGGAUCCGAAUCCCCUUCAGACAGCCAACAUGGGAGGACAACGAUGCCUUUGCAGAAUUAGGAGAGAGGCACAGCUGGUGCAAUGCCAGGAAGUGCCUUUAUCCAGGAGGCAGGGAGGAGGCAGAGGAAGAGGGGCCCUGGGAACUGCUCCUGUGCUCCUCCUGUGCUGCUGAGGGCACCCACAGGCGCUGCUCUGGCCUCAGAAACAACACACCCAGCUGGGAGUGCGACAGCUGUGCUGGUCUGGGCACAGCCCCCAGGGAUGAGCCGGAGCUCAAUGCCCCCAGGGAUGAGCCUGAGCUCAAUGCCCCCAGGGAUGAGCCGGAGCUCAAUGUCCCCAGCCUGGCCGGACAGUCAGGAUUGGAGCCUUCUCAUGGAUUGGAGCCUUCCCAUAGCUCUGCACAAUCCGAGGCCAUCAGCCCCAGCUCUGGCAUCCUGGCACCAUCGGGUGUGCCUCCCCUGUCUCCGUCUCCAGAGACCAGCAAACGCAGCAGCGUCCAACAUGCACCAAUGAGGCAGCUGCUGCAAUCUUCCUCGCUGGAGAGCAGCAGCCCCUGCACGGAGAGUGAGGUGACAUCAAGGUCAUCAGACACCAGCCAUUCCAGAGGCUCUGGGUCUGACCGCAGGCAAAAUCGCUCUCGCCGGCAAAGUUGGGCCUCAAAUCCACCUGUCCGGUCGAGGAGUCGCCGUGACAGGAGCCAGAGGACAGGACCAAGGGCUGAGAGGCCCAGGCACAGAAGGACACCAUCAGAGACAUCCCCCAGACGCAGCCGCUCGCGCCAGCAACGUCGGGCCUCAAAUCCACCUGUCCGGUCGCGGAGUCGCCGUGACAGGAGCCAGAGGACAGCACCAAGGGCUGAGACGCCCAGGCCGAGGGAGACAACAUCAGGGACAUCCACCAGGAGCAACCGCUCCCGCCGGCGACGUCAGGCCUCAAAUCCACCUCUCCAGUCGAGGAGUCGCCGUGACAGGAGCCGCAGGACAGCAGCAACUGCUGAGAGGCCCAGGCCGAGGGAGACACCAUCAGAGACAUCCCCCAGACGCAGCCGCACCCGCCAGCGACUUCGCGCCUCAAAUCCACCUGUCCGGUCGAGGAGUCGCCGUGACAGGAGCCGCAGCACAGCAGCAACUGCUGAGAGGCCCAGGCGUAGGGUGACAUUGCCGGGGACAUCCACCAGGAGCAACCGCUCCCGCCAGCGACGUCAGGCCUCAACUCAGGCCUCGAAAAUCAGCAUGUAG
Corvus hawaiiensis (hawaiian crow) is the source of this 5035-nucleotide messenger RNA. Its product is annotated as protein SON-like. The record is from RefSeq and is a predicted model, not a curated record. Gene Ontology annotation, cellular component: nucleus. Lineage: Eukaryota; Metazoa; Chordata; Aves; Passeriformes; Corvidae. The transcript is spliced from 11 exons. The coding region runs from base 2969 to 5035 and encodes 688 amino acids.